Molossus molossus (Pallas's mastiff bat) is the source of this 4652-nucleotide messenger RNA. RefSeq names its product EH domain binding protein 1 like 1 (gene EHBP1L1). NCBI's taxonomy places the organism in Eukaryota, Metazoa, Chordata, Mammalia, Chiroptera, Molossidae. The record is from RefSeq and is a predicted model, not a curated record. The transcript has 20 exons. The coding region runs from base 243 to 4637 and encodes 1464 amino acids. Gene Ontology annotation, molecular function: protein binding.
CGCUCUCUGCUCAACGCCCCAGCGACCCGACGCCCCAGACGACCCCGCCGGCUCAGCCAGACCAAGCAGCGGGACCCGAAGGUGGCAGUCGGGACAGCGGCCCCGGGUUCAAGCUUCGGACAGCUCCGCACAGACGGGGCGGGCAGCGCGGCUAGGAGCCCGGGAGGCUAUGGGGACCUGGGCGGGGCCAGAGAUCUCGGACCAGCGGGAGCCCCGAGUCUGAGGAGCGGGCGGCGGGGGCCAUGACCUCGGUGUGGAAGCGUCUGCAGCGCGUGGGCAAGCGGGCCGCUAAGUUCCAGUUUGUGGCCUGUUACCAUGAGCUGGUGGUGGAGUGCACCAAGAAAUGGCAACCGGAUAAGUUGGUGGUGGUGUGGACCCGGCGGAACCGACGCAUCUGCUCCAAGGCCCACAGCUGGCAGCCGGGCAUCCAGAACCCAUAUCGGGGCACCGUGGUGUGGAUGGUACCUGAGAAUGUGGACAUCUCUGUGACCCUAUACAGGGACCCCCACAUGGACCAGUAUGAGGCCAAAGAGUGGACGUUUGUUAUUGAGAAUGAGUCCAAGGGGCAGCGGAAGGUGCUGGCCUUAGCCGAGGUGGACCUGGCCCGCCACGCAGGACCCGUGCCUGCCCAGGUUCCGCUGCGGCUGCGGCUGAAGGCCAAGUCAGUGAAGGUGGUGCAUGCAGAGUUGAGCGUCACCCUCUCGAGUGUGCUGCUGCGAGAGGGCCGUGCUACGGAUGAUGACAUGCAGAGUCUUGCGAGCCUUAUGAGCGUGAAGCCUAGUGACGUGGGCAACUUGGACGACUUUGCUGAGAGUGACGAGGAGGAGGCUAAUGGUGCAGGGGCCUCUGAGGCACGAGCUCGUGCCCCCAAGCCAGGCCAGGGCGGUGCCCUGAGGCCAGGGCGUUUCCCAGAUCCCUCUCGAGAGCUGAAGAUACUUUAUGAGGAGAAGGAAGGCCGAGCACCGCCCUGGCAGGCAGCUGCCAGCCCUUCCAGUACUGUGGAGACCAGCCCAGCGCCUGUGAGUGCCCCUGCGCCCCCAGCCAGGGCCUCCCGGGGCCAGGGGUCAGAACCAGCUACUGUGGCCGGGGGCCAGGUGGGGCCUGAAGCCCUAAGGCCCCCGGAAGCCCCAUUGGAGACAAGGUCUUUGAGACAUCCAGGCCAGGUUUUGGCACCCAUCCCGGCCCCUCGGCUCCGGAAAGGCUCUGAUGCCCCCUGGCCCUCAGUCCCCCAAGAGAAGGAUGAGGCCCCCAAAGCUUCGGGGGCUCCCUCAGCAGGAGUGGGUUCUGCUGGGGAGACCCAGGCCCAGGCAAGCCCUCAGACAGAGGCCCAGGGAGCCAGGCCAAGCCCAGGCGUUGAGGACGGAGGCUGCAGAAACUCUGUGGGGAGGCAGAAAGCCGAGGUUGAGGAAGGCACCCUGGGGGACAGGCCAGAGGCCAGUGGGGUGGACACUGAGCAGGGGUUGGAAGUCAGAGAAGUGAACACUAAGAGGUCAAAGGUCAGAAGUGGGGAGGCUGAAGAGAGUUCAGAAGUUAGUCAAGUAGAUGCUGAACAGAGGUCAAAGAUGAGACAUGUGGACACUAAGGGACCAGAGACUACAGUGGUGAUGUCUGAGAAAAGCUUCAAGGGGACUCCUGAGGCUCCUCUGAGGGCCUCUCAGGGGAGGACAGGGGUCAGGACUGGGGAUGAGGCUCCUACUAUCCAGAGCUCACCCCCAGCAAAACUCGCAGGGCAUUCUGGGCAUCUCAGUGACUCCAAGGGGUCCUGGGCUGCUGCAGGCCAGCAGAGAGAGGAUGCAGAGGUGAAGGGCGGGGCCUCUGGUGUUGAGGGGACAGGCGUGGAGCAGGGCCCCUCUGUUGGAGCAGCAAGCACCAGGCCUCAGGUGAGCAAGUACCAGGGAGCUCCACCUGCAGCUGACCAGGGGGCAAUGUCUAGGGAUCUGGGGGUCUGGAAGGCAGAAACUGGUGACUUGAGGGUCCUGGGAACAGAGAUGGGGAUGGUAGAGUCAGAGGUUUUGGAUACCCAGGAGACAGAAGCAGAGGGACCAGGGUUCCCAAAGAUAGACACUGGGACAGCAGAAGCUGGAAUAUUGGGGUCCCAGGAGACAGAAGCAGUGAGAUCUGGAGUUCUGGAGUCAGAAUCCACUGGGAUUGCAGAGUCUGAGGAACUGGAGACCCAGAAAACAGAGGCAAAGACUAGGAUGGCAGAGACUGAGAUAUUGGGGACCCAGGAGAUGACAGGGGGCUCAGUGGUACUGAGGAUAGCAGCUGAGAUAGCAGAACCUUCAAUAUUGGGGGCCCAUGAUACAGAGAUGGGGGGGUCAGGGGUCUCAGCAAUAAAGUCUGAGAUAUCAGGGACCCAAGAAAUAGAGUUAGGGGAUUCUGAGGUUCCAGGGAUGGAGACUAAGACGGUAGAAGCUGAGAUAUUGGGGACCCAGGAGAAAACAGCUGAGUAUUCAAGGGUCCCAGAGACAGAAUCUGAGAUAAUAGGAGCCCAAGAAACAGAGGUAGGGGGUUCAGGGGUCCCAGGGAUAGAGAUUGAGAUAGCAGAAGGUGAGUUACUGGGGACCCAGGAGAUAGCAGCUGGGGGUUCAAGGGUCCCAGGAGUGGAGACCGAGACAGCAGGGGCCCAGGUGGAGGAUUCAGGGGUCUCAGGGCCAGAAAUUGGAAUGGCAGAAGCUGAGGGACUAGGGACUCAACAGACAGAAACUACAGUUUUGGAGGCUGAAAAGGCUAAGAUCUCUGGAGCCCUGGAGGCAGAGACUGGGCUCUUGGGGGGCUUCAUAUAUGAGACUUUAAAAGCCCCAGUUACCAAGCAUGGAGUUUUAGGGUCCCAGGGAGCAGAGGCAGAGACUUCAGUUUUAAGGGUCCAGGAGGUGGAAGCUGAGGUUUUGGGGAUUUCAGAGGUCAAGUCUAGGGGGGCCCAUGAAACAGAGAUGGAAGUUUUAGGUCCUCCAGAAAACCAAUCUGGUAUUUUUGAGGCUCAGGAAGCAGAGACUCGGGUCUUGGGAACUGAGAAGGGGAAAGAAGCUGAGGCCAGCCUGGCUGAGGCACAGGUGGCCAGUGGGGCAGGGGCUGGGGUGCCCAGGCCCUCGGGGGCCCCCUCCCCAGAGGAGCCUGAAGAGGACAGGAGGCUGCCGGGCAGCCAGGCAUUGCCCACCCUGGUCAGCUCCAGCCAGUCCCUACUAGAAUGGUGCCAGGAAGUCACCGCUGGCUACCGUGGCGUCCGAGUGACCAACUUCACUACAUCCUGGCGAAAUGGUUUGGCCUUCUGUGCCAUCCUGCACCGAUUCUACCCAGACAAGAUUGACUAUGCCUCCCUUGACCCACUCAACAUCAAGCAGAACAACAAGCAGGCCUUCGAUGGCUUCGCGGCCCUGGGCGUGUCGCGGCUGCUGGAGCCGGCAGACAUGGUGCUGCUGUCGGUGCCCGACAAGCUCAUAGUCAUGACGUACCUGUGCCAGAUCCGUGCCUUCUGCACGGGGCAGGAGCUGCAGCUGGUGCAGCUGGAGGGGGGCGGCGGCGCAGGCACUUACCGCGUAGCCAGCGCCCAGUCCAGCCCGCCCAACGACCUGGAUGCCAGUGGCCUGGCACAGCGGCUGCGUGAGCACCAGGCCGAGGCGCCCGAGGAACCCAAGGAGGUCGCCAGCCGCGUGGAAGGGGCAGCCCCCGAGGCGGCUUCCGAGGACCACGGGGUGGCCAAGGCCGCCCAGGAGGCACUCUCUGCGGAUGCCCCGGCUGAAGGCCCGGGAAGCCGAGUGCCAGUGCCCCCGACCGAGGGGCUGGUGAAUGGGGCAGGAGCGCCAGGUGCCGGGGGCGGCGUGCGGCUGCGGCGGUCAUCGGUGAACGGAGAAGCGGGGCCGGUGCCCCCACCGCGCGCGCACGGCUCCUUCUCCCACGUGCGCGACGCAGACCUACUAAAGAAGAGGCGCUCUCGGCUGCGAAACAGCAACUCCUUCUCGGUGGACGACCCCGACUCCGGAGCCCCGGGAACCACCGGAGCCCCGGCUGCAGAAGGCCUGAGCCCUGCCUCCAGCCCCCCCACAGCCCCAGCCCCACAGCAGCCCUCUGGUGGGAGUCCCCCAUUGGAGGAGCUACCCCCAAGCCCAGGGGAAGAGGCUGGGCUGCAACGGUUCCAGGACACAAGUCAGUACGUGUGCGCAGAGCUACAGGCCCUGGAACAGGAGCAGAGGCAGAUAGAUGGGCGGGCAGCUGAGGUGGAGACACAACUGAGGAGCCUUAUGGAGUCAGGUGCCAACAGGCUGCAGGAGGAGAUGCUGAUCCAGGAGUGGUUCACACUGGUCAACAAGAAGAAUGCUCUCAUCCGGAGGCAGGACCAGCUUCAGCUGCUCAUCGAGGAGCAGGACUUGGAGCGGAGGUUCGAGCUGCUGAGCCGGGAGCUACGGGCUAUGCUGGCCAUCGAAGACCGGCUGAAAACGGCGGCGCAGCAGCACCGAGAGCAGCUCCUACUGGAGGAGCUGGUGUCGCUGGUGAACCAGCGCGACGAGCUGGUCCGGGACCUGGACCACAAGGAGCGGAUCGCCCUGGAGGAGGACGAGCGCCUGGAGCGCGGCCUGGAGCAGCGGCGCCGCAAGCUGAGCCGGCAGCUGAGCCGGCGCGAACGCUGUGUGCUGAGCUGAGGCCGCGCCGCCGGA